Messenger RNA from Scedosporium apiospermum, 936 nucleotides. RefSeq names its product NmrA-like family protein. The coding region runs from base 1 to 936 and encodes 311 amino acids. The transcript has 3 exons. The record is from RefSeq and is a predicted model, not a curated record. NCBI's taxonomy places the organism in Eukaryota, Fungi, Ascomycota, Sordariomycetes, Microascales, Microascaceae.
AUGGCCGUAACUGUUGGGAUCGCUGGCAUCACCGGUAAAUUCGCCCGGUGCAUUCUUGCCAACCUGCUUAAACAGCCCAGCGUCACCGUACGGGGCUACUGCCGAGAUCCAACCAAAUUGCCGCCUUCUAUUCAGUCCUCUCCUCGCAUUCACCUAACCAAGGGCGAAUCUGGCGAUGUACAGGCCCUACAAUCGUUUGUUAGGGGCACGGAUGUUGUCAUCUGCUGCUACCUUGGAGACAACCAGCUCAUGACCGACGGGCAAAAGAAGCUAAUCGAUGCAUGUGAAUUGGAAGGCGUCAAACGCUAUAUCGCAAGUGACUACACCCUUGACUUCACUAAGCUCGAAUACGGACAGCUUCCGUCGAAAGAUCCCAUGAAAGCGGUCAAGGACUACCUCAGUACGAAGAGUGUAGAGGGUGUCCAUGUCCUCAUCGGGGCGUUCAUGGACACGUUCUGGAGCCAGUGGUUUGGGAUUUGGGAUCCAGUCAAGGUGCCGUUUUCUUAUUGGGGCACGGGUGAGGAGGCAUGGGAGUCAACCUCGUACGAGAACGCGGCCGAGUUUGUCUCCGCGGUAGCUUUGGAUGACUGCGCUAUCGGAAUGCAAAAGUUUCUGGGAGAUAGGAAGAACAUAUUCCAGCUUGCGGAACUUUUUGAACGAGUUUACGGGGUGAAGCCGAAACUGGAGAGACUUGGUUCUCUUGAUGAGCUGUACAAGCGGAUGCACCAGCUCAAGACACAAGAUCCCCAGAAUAUCUUUUCUUAUCUUAACUUGUUCUACCAAUACUACUGUACCAACGGGCAGACCUACCUUAAUAUCGACCCUGAGAAGGAGGAACACCCGGAUGUCAAGCGAGUUACAUUUGAAGAUUAUCUGAGGAGCCACUCGAUGGAGAGCCUUGCCACUGCUGUUCAGUCGGUUGGGUCAACUCUUUAA